AUGAAAUAUCUGAUAGAAAGGAAUAAUCAAAAGAAUGGCAAACUUUUGGAUGGACAGACAAACUAAAUACGGACCAAGAGAAUACCUAGAAGACCUCAUGAUCAAAUGCAACAUCUAAUAGGAAAACAAAAUCAAAUGGGCAACUAUAAGAUCCUUCGUGCUCCUUUGAUAAUCAACUAAAAAAUUGAAGUUAAUGAGAAAUGUAAAUAGAUAAAUUUCUUUAAUAUUUUUGAAAAAAAACAGAUUUUUAAAAUAAUCAGAAAUCGCAAGAAUGUGUGUGCAGUCAGAUUUAAACAGAAAAUGAAAUUAUAGCAAUUUCAACAUCUACUUCAAGACACACUAUCAUGUCACAUUUUUUUUUAUAAAUCAAGUGAUUUUCCUUAAAAAGAAUCCUACUACCUUUUACAACAACUUUUAAAACCAAUAUUUGUCUAUUCAUGUUAAGAUCAACAAAGAUAACGACCUACAUUAUAUAUGGCUUAACAAGACAUACUUCUAACUAUUGCAUAUACAGACAAAGAAAAGGAUAUUGGAGUAGUAAGAACUAACUGGAGUGAAUAUGUAAUGAAUAUUAAAGGAGGAAGAGUUUAUGAGGACUCCUCAAGUGAAAGAGAAUUUAUCAUCGAGACUAAUAUAUAUGAUGAAAGACAAUAAAUUAUCGAAGUAAAGAGUGUUAUUUUAAUUGAAGAUAACAAGUCAGGAUAUUUUAUCCCAUGAAAUCCAUAUGGCCCUACAACAAGAAACUGAUGAAGUGGAUGAGCAGUAAAGAGCCUUCAUCUUAAAACGAAUGGAACUUAUUAGUAAAUGGAAAGAGAAGAUAUUUUCCAUUACAUUAGAAGAGAUUUCUGAUAAACAAUACAAAGAGAGAGACUUCCACGCCCCUAAUCACAAUAUCUCAUAAUAUGAUCUUCUUCGACUUUAUAAUGUUGAUAUGAUUCCCUUUCAAAAAUAAAUGCUCCAAAUAAAUUUCGCAAGAGAGAAGGCUAUAGAUAAUGUAGGAGGCCAUAAUAAAACAAGUCAAACAUUUAACUUCUUACACAAGAGAAAAAUUUUUCUGUAAUAUUAUAUAAGGAAAAGAAGUAAUUAAAAUUGA
Molecule: messenger RNA, 1093 nt
Organism: Paramecium pentaurelia
Lineage: Eukaryota; Ciliophora; Oligohymenophorea; Peniculida; Parameciidae
Source: the annotation of a GenBank genome assembly